Messenger RNA from Trypanosoma conorhini, 1083 nucleotides. RefSeq names its product putative small GTPase. Gene Ontology annotation, cellular component: Gtr1-Gtr2 GTPase complex; nucleus; lysosome. The record is from RefSeq and is a predicted model, not a curated record. Lineage: Eukaryota; Euglenozoa; Kinetoplastea; Trypanosomatida; Trypanosomatidae. The transcript has a single exon. Gene Ontology annotation, molecular function: GTP binding; GTPase activity. Gene Ontology annotation, biological process: regulation of autophagy; cellular response to amino acid stimulus; positive regulation of TOR signaling. Bases 1 to 1083 code for a protein of 360 amino acids.
AUGGCCUCGGAACUCCUUUCGCUGCCCAAGGUCCUUCUGCUGGGGCUGCGAAAGUCGGGGAAGAGCAGCAUUCAGAAGGUUGUCUUUGAGGGCAUGCAGCCGCACGACUCCGUCAACCUCGCAACUACGGUGCAGCCGGAUAAGAGCAGGGUGCACUCCAACGACUUUGUGAACUUUGAGGUCUGGGAUUUCCCGGGCCAGACCGACCCUUUCGACCCCCACACCACGGGGCCGUUCGACGUGGAGCAGUUACUCGAGAACUGUGGCGCCAUUGUGUUUGUGAUGGAUUGCCGCGAGUUGAUUGAGGAUUCCCGCGCGCGACUGAUCGACACGGUGUGCGCCGCCUACCGAUACAACCCCGAGCUCUCGGUUGAGGUGUUCAUCCACAAGGUGGAUGCCCUCAGCGAGGACCACCAGGCCGACCUCCUCGCCAGCCUGCAGCGCCACGUGGAGUUGGAGGCCAAGCAGCGUCUGGAGAGCGCCGCCCCGCUGCGGGUGAACUUUAACCUAACAUCCAUUUACGACCACUCGGUGUUUCAGGCCUUCUCCCUGGUGGUGCAGAAGCUCAUCAAGCCGCAGUCUCCAUACAUUACGGAACUCUUGCAGAUGCUGAAUAGUAACAGCAACGUGGAUCUCUCCUACUUGUUCCUCAGUAGGUCUAAAAUUUUUCUAGCCGUGGAUGAGCGGAGUCGCGCAAAGUUGCGGACAUAUGACCUCUGCAGCGAUGCCAUUGAGGUGAUGAUGAAGAUGAGCCAAAUCUACGCCCCCUGCACAAGGGAUCGACGAGAAAACGGGCAUGACCCCACCACUGCCGCGAGUACGGCUGCUGCUGCUGCUGCUAACGGCGUAGAAAAUGGAAAUCGCGUCGAAAGCGUUGAGGCAGCCGUUGCUGCGGGGGCAAAUGCCGUCAUCAAACUCAGCAGCGAUGACUACAUUUAUGUGAAGGAGCUGCCUAACUCUCUCACUCUGGUGCUGAUGGCUCAGAAGGAAUGCUUUCAAAGCAGAGCCCUCAUCGACUACAAUAUUGCGGUCUUCUACAAGGCAGCAUGUGACAUUUUCAAUGCCGUUGCCGCUCGGCCGUGA